Messenger RNA from Triticum dicoccoides, 1774 nucleotides. Its product is annotated as GDSL esterase/lipase At3g26430-like. NCBI's taxonomy places the organism in Eukaryota, Viridiplantae, Streptophyta, Magnoliopsida, Poales, Poaceae. The transcript is spliced from 3 exons. Bases 498 to 1673 code for a protein of 391 amino acids. The record is from RefSeq and is a predicted model, not a curated record. Gene Ontology annotation, molecular function: hydrolase activity, acting on ester bonds.
UUGGGCGUUGGAUUUGCAAUGCUAACAAAUCUAACAUUUGAUUUGUAGCUUUUUUUUUUGUUCUCUGUUCCGCGCAAUUUCUCAGACAUAAGUCAUGACGGUUUUGGCCUACUCCCGUCACUCUCUGGAUAUAACUCGGCCGGGUGGUGCAUGAACUAACACCAGGCAGGACAUACAGUACUUGUCAACAAAACGCAGCUAUCCGACGCUGAAUCUUCUGCCCAUCUCUUUACGGAUAGGGUCAUGUCGGAGCACCAGUCCAACACGGGUGCUGGACUCCGACGACCUGCCGUUGCCGGCGUGUAUGAAUCCUCACCACCAGUCCAACAGUAAUGGCAUGUGGUACUUCAAUAUUCUGGUAGCAGGAAAAUCGCUGCCGCGCGUCGGAGCAGCAGUUCAACACGUACGGAUGCUGGACUCUGACCAGCCGGCCGGCGUCUAGCAUAAAUCAUUUUCGCACCACCGGACGAGCGGCUUCAGCUCAUCGUUGCACUACCAUGGCGACCAAACUCAUGCCCGCCGUGUUGCUGGUGCUGAUAGCGCUAAAGCUCUCUGCUGGGGCCGGGGCGCGCUCUGAUGAUUCUCCGUGUGGCUUCCCGGCCAUCUUCAACCUCGGUGACUCCAACUCGGACACCGGAGCCUUCCCGGCCCUCUUCCCGGCGGUGCAGCCGCCCUACGGCCGGACCUUCUUUGGCAUGCCCGCCGGGCGGCAAAGCGACGGCCGCCUCACCAUCGACUUCAUGGCUGAAAGCCUGGGGCUGCGUUACCUGAGUGCGUAUCUGGAUUCUCUUGGGAGCAACUUCACGCAGGGAGCCAAUUUCGCCAGCGCCGCUGGAACAAUCAGACGGGUGAACGGGAGCUUGUGGACCUCCGGGUACAGCCCCAUUUCCCUGGACGUGCAGAUCUGGCAACUCAAGCAGUUCAUCAACAGGAGCCAAUUCGUGUACAACAACAUAGGUGGAAUCUACCGGGAAAUCCUGCCGAACCCCGAGAACUUGGUAUCCAAGGCGCUUUACACCUUGGACAUCGGCCAGAACGACCUCACCGUGGGCUACUUCGACAACAUGACCACGGAACAAGUCGAGGCAUACGUCCCCGACCUGAUGGAGAGGAUCUCGUCGGCGAUCCAGGCCGUGUACGACCUCGGGGGGAGGUACUUCUGGGUGCACAGCACGGCGCCGCUCGGGUGCCUGCCCUACGCUUUGGUGUUCCGCCCGGACCUCGCCGCAGCCGAGAAGGACGCCGCCGGCUGCUCCGUCGCGCUCAACGCGGGCGCCCGGUUCUUCAACGCGCGGCUCAACGAGACCGUGGACAGGCUCAGGGCGACGCUCCCCGGCGCCGCCUUCACCUAUGUCGACGUCUACACCGCCAAGUACAGGCUGAUAAGCCAGGCCAAGAAGCUCGGUUUCGAGGACCCCCUACGCGUGUGCUGCGGGUACGGCGGCGGCGAGUACAACUUCGACAGGGACAUCCGGUGCGGCGAUAAGGUGCAGGUGAACGGCACGUCGGUGCUGGCGGGGAAGCCGUGCGACGACCCGUCCAGGAGCGUGAGCUGGGACGGCGUGCACUUCACCGAGGCGGCUAACAAGUUCGUCUUCGACCAGAUCGUGGACGGCGCGCUCUCCGACCCGCCCGUGCCUCUACGGCGGGCCUGCCAGGUCAAAGGGCAAUGAGCAUGACGUUCGUUAAUUAGGCUGCGAAUGUAGCUAGGAUUUUUUCUAUACACCCAUACUGUUGUUACAAGUAAAAUCUCUAGCUUCUCAAAACUCCACAA